Molecule: messenger RNA, 617 nt
Organism: Prorocentrum cordatum
Lineage: Eukaryota; Dinophyceae; Prorocentrales; Prorocentraceae
Source: the annotation of a GenBank genome assembly
UAUUUCCUCUGGAUUCCUCUACGAUUUCCAUGUGUCCAGUAUCUACCAUCAUGCGAGCCUGUACAUCAAGAGGACAUCUCUGGCGAUGCGGAGUUCCACCUCGAGAAGUGCACAGCGGCGUUCCUGCUAGAUCCGGCUGUGGUGGUCCAGGGUCUGGCGGUGCUGUGGUGCUGGAUCUCGUACGUCCUCUCGGCGCCCUUUACGUACUUCCAGCUCCUGCCGAUGUCCGCCGCCGCCGCCGUGGCGGCCGCGCGUGUGUACUCCCUGAAGCCACUGCAGGCCGAGCUCUGCUACUUCAAGGAGGAGAACACGAAGUUCAGGAACCACAACGAGCAGCUCAACUCGGUCGCGGAGUCCCUCCACUCCAAGAACCGGGCGCUCGAGAGGUCGAUCUGCGACUUGGAACACGUCCGCGAGGCGCUCGAAAGGUAUGCCGAGAAGACCCACGGCGACGUGGGGGCCGUGCUGGCGGAGGUGAAGAGCAGCAUCGUCGAGCAGGAACGCAGCAUAGCAGAGCAGAAAAGAAUCCAGAAGAAGACGCAGGCCAUCCAGCGGCGGCAGCGGGGCACCCUGGAUCUCCUGCUGCAGUCCUCGCUGAUGAGCCUCAGGCACGGAGG